AGUCCCCCCCCCCUCUCUCACCCUCUAACUAUCACCUACUGUCACAUUCCUGUUGGUCAGUGGGGAAAAGUUUUUACCAGUCACUCCUCCAGUGUCUCCAGGUUUUGUGUAGACCAGACACAAUGUCAGACAACGAGGAGUUUGAGCAGUUUGAGGUGCAGAAAGCUGAGAAUGACGAGGAACAGGGGGAGGAGCCAGAAGAAGAGGCUGCAGAGGAAGAGACAGUCAUAGAGGAGCAAGAGUCCACUGAAGUACCAGAUGUAGAAGAGGAGUCAGUAGAAAAGGAGGAAGAGCCUGUUGAGGAGGAGGAAGAGCCAGAGGAGGGAGAAGAGGAGGCCAAACCUAAAUUCAAGCCAUUCAUGAUGCCCAACCUGAUCCCACCUAAGAUCCCAGAUGGAGAGAAAGUGGAUUUUGAUGACAUCCACAGGAAGCGUAUGGAAAAGGACCUAAAUGAGCUUCAGACGCUGAUUGAAGCUCACUUUGAGAGCAGAAAGAAGGAGGAGGAAGAGCUUAUUAACCUCACUGACAGGAUUGAGAAGCGACGUUCCGAACGAGCGGAGCAACACAGGAUCCGCAGUGAACGAGAGAAAGAACGACAGAAAAGGUUGGAGGAUGAGAGGACUCGUAAGGAGGAGGAGGAGGCAAAAAGGAGAGCAGAGGAUGAUGCUAAGAAGAAAAAGACCUUGACCAGUCUGCACUUUGGUGGCUACAUGCAGAAGAUGGAGGUGAGAGGGAAGAGACAGACAGAAAGAGAGAAGAAGAAGAAAAUUCUACAUGACCGACGAAAGUCUCUGGACAUCGAGAACAUGAGUCAGGACAAACUCAAGGAUAAGGCACAGGAAUUGUGGUCGUGGCUGCAGCAGCUGGAGGCUGAGAAGUUUGAUCUGCAGGAUCUGAUCAGCAGACAGAAGUAUGACAUCAACGUCCUUCGUAACAGAGUCUCAGAUCAUCAGAAAACCUCCAAGAGAACAAAAAGAGGCCUGAGGAAGUGAUACUGAAGGAGAAGGGAGAAGACUGACCUAUCUGUCUUUCUGAAAAGACUGACCAUAUGCUGUCACACCCUACACCUCUCUGCCCCACUACACUUCUCUCCUGUCCUAUAUCUGUCUGUCACUAUAUCUCUCUCCCCCACCCUAUCUCUGUCUCACCUUGCAACUCUAUCUCACCCUAUAUCUCUGUCUCUCCCUAAAUAUCUCACCCUACAUCUGUCUCUCCCUAAAUAUCUCACCCUACAUCUCUGUCUCUCCCUAAAUAUCUCACCCUACAUCUCUGUCUCUCCCUAAAUAUCUCACCCUACAUCUCUGGCUCUCCCUAAAUAUCUCACCCUACAUCUUUGUCUCUCCCUAAAUAUCUCACCCUACAUCUCUGUUUCAGCCUAAAUCUCUCUCACCCUACAUCUCUAUCUCUCCCUAAAUAUCUCACCCUACAUCUCUGUUUCAGCCUAAAUCUCUCUCACCCGACAUCUCUGUCUCUCCCUAAAUAUCUCACCUUACAUCUCUGUCUCUCCCUAAAUAUCUCACCCUACAUAUCUGUCUCUCCCUAAAUAUCUCACCCUACAUCUCUGUUUCAGCCUAAAUCUCUCUCACCCUACAUCUCUGUCUCUCCCUAAAUAUCUCACCCUACAUCUCUGUCUCUCCCUAUAUAUCUCACCCUACAUCUCUGUUUCAGCCUAAAUCUCUCUCACCCUACAUCUCUGUCUCUCCCUAAAUCCCACUCACUUCCCUCACUAUUGUGUCAGUGUGAAAAUAAAAUAUUUCAACUCUA
Molecule: messenger RNA, 1764 nt
Organism: Esox lucius (northern pike)
Lineage: Eukaryota; Metazoa; Chordata; Actinopteri; Esociformes; Esocidae
Gene: tnnt2a
Product: troponin T type 2a (cardiac)
Exons: 14
Coding region: 123-992 (289 amino acids)
Biological process (GO): sarcomere organization; cardiac muscle contraction; regulation of muscle contraction
Cellular component (GO): troponin complex
Molecular function (GO): tropomyosin binding; troponin C binding; troponin I binding
Source: RefSeq, a predicted model, not a curated record